GCCAGCAGCUGAACCUUGUGUCAAAACACAGAAGGAAAUCAACAGCGGGCAGUGCAACAUCUCUUCUCGAUUUCAGCUUUACCUUUAAUUUACGGAAAGUACUUGUCGACACAAAGUGUUUUUCAUUUACGUCCGCAUACCAUGACCGAACAAUCAGCAUUACUUCUUCGAAAACAACUGGCAGAGCUCAACAAGAAUCCAGUGGAGGGCUUUUCAGCUGGUCUGAUAGAUGAUGAUGAUAUAUACAAAUGGGAAGUUGUGAUCAUUGGUCCACAAGAUACCCUUUUUGAAGGAGGGUUUUUCAAAGCAUAUCUAACCUUUCCCUAUGAUUAUCCACUACGGCCUCCAAAGAUGAAAUUCAUCACUGAAAUCUGGCACCCAAAUGUUGCAAAGAACGGGGAUGUUUGCAUCUCAAUUUUGCAUGAGCCAGGAGAGGAUAAGUUUGGUUAUGAAAAGCCUGAGGAGCGCUGGCUUCCCAUCCACACAGUAGAGACAAUCAUGAUUAGUGUUAUCUCCAUGCUGGCAGACCCCAACAGUGAUUCACCAGCUAAUGUGGAUGCUGCGAAAGAAUGGAGGGAGGACCCUAACGGUGAAUUCAAGAGGAAGGUGGCUCGCUGUGUAAGAAAAAGUCAAGAGAUGGCAUUUGAUUAGGAGUCAAUUGUAAAUUCCAGGUUAAAGGAAAUGCCUUCAGAGGGAAAAUUUCAGCAAAAGGCUUUUGCACCCCUUGUUUUGCCAGUCAAAGGAGUUGGUUGACUUCAACCACAUUUCUUUGAACGGUUGUCAUUUUCCGCAAGAUGAGCCAAUUUGAGAACCCUACCAGCGAAAUUAACCUGUUUCCUACCUGGAAUUGUAUAUUUAAUUUUAUUUAUUUUGAAAAAUUAAUGAUGUAAGAUAUGUCACUACUGUAAAUUAACUUGCUUUUUUAUCUGCUGCUGAACAGUUUCUACUUUAUACCAGGUUUCUUAUGCAAUUUAGUCGUCAAGAUUGUGUAAAUCAAAACGAAAGCCCGUUAUCAUUAGGUCAUCACUUGUCCUCCACGCUGCACACUUACCACCAGAUUAAUGUCGGCCCAGCAAAUCUCUGUCAAUAGAUGUGAUUAUUUUCAACACUGUCAUUGAAUCACUGUUGCCUUUUGUUGGCUUCCUUCCUCACAGUUUGCUUAUUGUUUAGAGGGACAGGUUGAGAACUUUUUGAGAGACUUUUAAAGAAUUUUCAUAGUCUGUUUUUCUGAGAAACAGCCUCCUGUUAGCAUUUUCUUCUUAUGUUAGUAUAUGUCACAGAGGUAUAAGACCACAACUCUCAAACCUGCAUGACCCACUCAAACAGCUCUGUUAUCUAUUAUUGCCAGCUGUGGAUGUAUAAAUGGAAUGGCUUACUCAGUGAUUUGAGAGUUAUUGUUUUCUAACAUAAUGACUUACACUAGCAUAGCUAAUGCUAACAGAAGGUUUGUGCUAACUUCUCAGGAUCAAACUCUAUUAGGGUCUUGAUUAGCAAUCAGAAAGAUGAACUUCAGAUAUUCCUGACCCUGUCCUUUAACACGUGGCCCUCGUCAUCAGUGAAGAUGUCUAUUAAUUAUCACUGUCUUUUCACAAUGUUCUUAUAAAUCAUGGACAACCAAAAACAGUCUGUGAAAAUAACCUAAGCUGUGAUUAUUCCACGUGUGUACUGGUUAAGUGGCAUCUGAGCUUACCUCAAUUUAAAAAGAUAACAAAUUUGACAAGGUU
This is a messenger RNA of Lates calcarifer (barramundi perch), 1724 nucleotides long. Its product is annotated as ubiquitin-conjugating enzyme E2 G1. The transcript has 6 exons. NCBI's taxonomy places the organism in Eukaryota, Metazoa, Chordata, Actinopteri, Centropomidae. Gene Ontology annotation, biological process: protein polyubiquitination; proteasome-mediated ubiquitin-dependent protein catabolic process. The record is from RefSeq and is a predicted model, not a curated record. The coding region runs from base 142 to 651 and encodes 169 amino acids. Gene Ontology annotation, molecular function: ubiquitin conjugating enzyme activity.